Messenger RNA from Hibiscus syriacus, 918 nucleotides. Its product is annotated as basic leucine zipper 34-like. The transcript is spliced from 4 exons. The record is from RefSeq and is a predicted model, not a curated record. The coding region runs from base 1 to 918 and encodes 305 amino acids. Gene Ontology annotation, cellular component: nucleus. Gene Ontology annotation, biological process: positive regulation of DNA-templated transcription. NCBI's taxonomy places the organism in Eukaryota, Viridiplantae, Streptophyta, Magnoliopsida, Malvales, Malvaceae. Gene Ontology annotation, molecular function: DNA-binding transcription factor activity; DNA binding.
AUGGCAAACUUCAUUUCCACCACCACCGUCACGAAUGACUCCAACCAUCAAAACCACCACCACGACCAGCCGUCGUGGGCUGACGAGUUCCUCAACUUCUCAACGACACAUCGCGGAGCCCACAGCCGUUCCAUCAGCGUCGACUCCAUAGCCUUCCUCAACCAACCAUUGGAGGAAGAAACUAGGGGUGUCAUCGUCAAUGCCAUGAUGACGGAACCGAACAUGCUCGACCGCCUCGACGACGAGCAGCUCAAGGCCAUGUUCACCGACGAAGUCACAUUCACCGUGCCGCCGAUAAUGACGGUUUCAUCGUCGAGCCCUUCCACGCCGCCGACAUCGGAUCAGAAUAGCAACAACGACGAGAAGCCGGCGCGGGGAGAGGUGGAAAGCUCAUGCAAAGUAAACGAAACACAAGCUGCGGAACCUCCAUCGACCUCCUCCAAUGGCGGUGAUCAUAUCAUCGAUCCAAAGAGGGUUAAGAGAAUUCUGGCAAAUCGGCAAUCAGCGCAAAGAUCGAGAGUGAAAAAGCUGCAAUAUAUUUCAGAGCUUGAAAGGAGCGUAACAACAUUACAGAGUGAAGUAUCAGCAUUAUCACCGAGGGUUACAUUUCUGGAUCGGCAAAGAUUGAUGCUUACGGUUGAAAAUGGUGCUUUAAAGCAAAGAAUUGCUGCUUUGGCUCAAGACAAGAUUUUCAAAGAUGCUCAUCAAGAAGCAUUGAAGAGGGAAAUUGGGAGACUAACACAAGUAUAUCAGCAUCAACAACGCCUGAAGAAAAUGAACAUAAACCACCCUCCGCCGUCGCUGCUGCCGCAGAAUGGCGGACCACAGCUUGAGGGAAUGGAUCGUUUCAUUUGCGAGCAAGAUAUCGUCGAGAACCUGCCGGCCUUCUAUCAAAGCCGGCUGUGUAUCGACGAUUAA